AUGCCAGAUACAGCUGAGGAUGAAGACUCGAAAGAAGCAAUGGACAUCGACGAGCAAAGCGAAGUGGAUCCCUUGGAAGCAUUCAUGGCGCAAAACUCUACUGCUCUCGCUGCACCCGUUUCUGUCAACACUCGGUCUGCACAAGACGUACUCAACGAUGCUUCAGAUAGGGAAGACGCCGUCGGUUCAGAUCUGGAGGAGGACAUUCUCGCCAUCGCCGCUCGUAGAGCUGCGCAAAAGAAGAAAGAUUUUGCCACGGUGGAUCAUGCAAAAGAGAACUACGAGCCCUUCAGGAAAGAAUUCUACAUUGAGCCUCAAGAGCUAGCCCAUCUGACGGAAGAAGAGGUGGAUGCCAUGCGGCUUGAACUGGAUGGCAUUGUUAUUCGUGGCAAGGACUGUCCCAAGCCCAUGACACACUGGGGCCAAUGUGGUCUCUCUGCCCCAGUUGUUGAGACUAUUCGUCGCCUUGGCUAUGACACACCCACUUCGAUCCAAGCGCAGGCCAUUCCAGCCAUCAUGGCAGGAAGGGAUGCCAUCGGCGUAGCCAAGACUGGAUCAGGCAAGACAGUCGCCUUUCUGCUUCCCAUGUUUCGACAUAUCAUGGAUCAGCGUCCUCUAGCCAAUGGCGAGGGCCCAAUCGCUAUGAUUAUGACACCUACGCGCGAGCUGGCUGUACAGAUCCACAAGGAGUGCAAACCAUUCAUCCGUGCACUCAAUUUACGUGCCAUCUGCGCUUACGGCGGUCCGCCCAUCAAGGAUCAAAUAGCAGAACUGAAGCGUGGCGCCGAGAUUGUUGUCUGUACACCUGGACGCAUGAUUGACUUGCUGAGCGCUAAUCAAGGCCGCGUCACCAAUCUCAAGCGUGUCACGUACUGUGUGCUUGAUGAAGCAGACAGGAUGUUUGAUCUCGGCUUUGAGCCUCAAGUCAUGAAGAUCCUCAACAACAUUAGACCUCAGCGGCAAACGGUCUUAUUUUCUGCAACAUUUCCCAGAACUAUGGAGGCACUUGCUCGUAAAAUUCUUCGUGGCAAGCCGGUCGAGAUUACAGUUGGCGCACGCAGCGUUGUGGCUCCAGAAAUUACGCAAAUGGUCGAGGUCCGUCCAAGAGAUCCAGAUCCGCAAAAGUUCAAUCGCGUCCUUGAGAUUCUCGGCGAGCUGUAUAAUCGUGACGAGGACGCUCGAACGCUCAUCUUUGUUGAUCGUCAAGAAGCAGCAGACAACUUACUUGCACAGCUUAUGCGCAAAGGCUAUCCGUGCAAUUCGCUUCAUGGCGGCAAAGAUCAAGCGGAUCGCGAUAAUACCAUUUCUGACUUUAAAGCAGGCGUCUUUCCCAUCAUGAUUGCGACCUCGGUUGCAGCUCGUGGUCUGGAUGUUAAACAGCUCAAGCUCGUCAUCAACUACGACUGUCCGAACCACAUGGAAGAUUACGUGCAUCGUGUAGGUCGCACAGGGCGUGCAGGCAAUAAGGGUACAGCUAUCACGUUUGUGAGUGAGGAUCAGGAACGCUAUGCCGCCGAUAUUGCCAAAGCUCUACGUCUCAGUCAAGUUGAGAUUCCAGAGCCUCUCAAGAAGCUGUCGGACGCAUUCUUGGAGAAGGUCAAGGCUGGCACGGAACGUCAAGGUGCAUCUGGCUUUGGCGGCAAAGGCCUUGGCAAGUUUGACGUGAGCCGCGAUUUGGCCAAGAAGGUGCAGCGUAAGAUCUAUGGCGAAGAGGAUGAUCAAGAGGAUGAGGACGAGCAAGCGAAAGAGGAGCGUAUGCAAAAUGAAGCACUCGCUGAUACGGAUCGCGUCAAUCCCGAGGAAGCGGCUGCUGUUCAGGAUCUUGGCAGUUCCGCCGUGGCAGAUGCUCCCAUCAAAGUGGAGCGCGUCUCUGCCUCUUCUGCAAAGCUGCGGCCUGUAGCUCGCAAGGAUACGCGCUCGCUCGACCCUGUUGCUGCUGCCAAGGCUCGUAUCGAGGCCAUCAACAAUCGCCUCAACUUGGGUGGUGCAGGCAAGGCAGUAACACCAGAAGUCAAGGCAUCCAACAACCUCGACGCGGGCGACUUCCGUGCUAUGAUGGAGAUCAAUGACUAUCCUCAAAAGGCGCGCUGGAACGUCACCAACCGGACCAACAUUGCAAAAGUGCUCGAGGCGACUGGAACGUCCAUUACGACUCAGGGACAGUACGUCAAGCCUGGCUCGACUGCUGUGGAGGGCGUGCCGAAGCUUUACUUGUUGAUUGAAGGGCCGUCGGAGGAGACGGUGGUAGAGGCUGUCAAGGAGUUGCGGCGGCUGUUGAGCGAGGGCACCCUGGCAGACGACGGUGGCACACGGUACAAGGUCGUGUAG
This is a messenger RNA of Protomyces lactucae-debilis, 2328 nucleotides long. Its product is annotated as P-loop containing nucleoside triphosphate hydrolase protein. Gene Ontology annotation, molecular function: nucleic acid binding; RNA helicase activity; ATP binding. Lineage: Eukaryota; Fungi; Ascomycota; Taphrinomycetes; Taphrinales; Protomycetaceae. The record is from RefSeq and is a predicted model, not a curated record. The transcript has a single exon. The coding region runs from base 1 to 2328 and encodes 775 amino acids.